Messenger RNA from Episyrphus balteatus (marmalade hoverfly), 1129 nucleotides. Its product is annotated as probable methylthioribulose-1-phosphate dehydratase. NCBI's taxonomy places the organism in Eukaryota, Metazoa, Arthropoda, Insecta, Diptera, Syrphidae. Gene Ontology annotation, cellular component: cytoplasm. The record is from RefSeq and is a predicted model, not a curated record. The transcript is spliced from 6 exons. Gene Ontology annotation, molecular function: methylthioribulose 1-phosphate dehydratase activity; metal ion binding. The coding region runs from base 131 to 805 and encodes 224 amino acids.
CGUCAUUAAAAAUUCAAGACAAACAACACAUAAAACCAUAAUAAAAGAACUUAAUAAAUUAAUUUAACUUCUUUUGUUUAUCUGUUUUUAUCUCGAUCUCUAUUAAUUGAUUACGUAAAAUAUACUCAAUAUGUCUAUCUACAAGGACUUACCUGAUGAACACCCUCGCAAACUAAUUCCAGAAUUAUGUCGUCAAUUUUAUCAUUUGGGUUGGGUAACUGGCACCGGAGGUGGUAUCAGUAUGAAACUUGACCAUGAAAUCUAUAUUGCACCAUCUGGAGUCCAAAAAGAACGUAUUCAACCAGAAGAUUUAUUUGUCCAAGACAUCGAUGGCAAGGACAUACAAUUACCUCCUGAAUACAAAAAGUUAACCAAGAGCCAAUGUACUCCUUUGUUCAUGCUGUCUUACCGGCAUCGUGGAGCAGAGGCAGUUAUACACACCCAUUCCCAACAUGCUGUCAUGGCCACUCUCCUCUGGCCUGGCGAUGAAUUCCGUUGCACUCAUUUGGAAAUGAUUAAAGGAAUCUAUGAUGACGAAAAGAUGCGUCACUUGCGUUACGAUGAACAACUUGUUGUUCCCAUUAUCGACAAUACACCGCAUGAAAAAGACCUCGCCGAUUCGAUGUACGCUGCCAUGAUGAAAUAUCCCGGCUGUAGUGCAAUCUUGGUUCGACGUCACGGCGUCUACGUGUGGGGUAAUAGUUGGCAAAAAGCCAAAACAAUGGCCGAAUGCUAUGAUUAUUUGUUUUCAGUUGCCGUCGAGAUGAGGAAGUGUGGUCUUGAUCCUGAGAAAAUUAAUUUGUAAACGUGCCGGCAUAAAGUGGCUGUGAUUUUUUUUUUCUUUGUAUUCUUUUUAUCUUCUUUGUAACUUUUUAAAAAGAUUUCUUCUUUUUGUUGUUUUCAAAAAAACAAAAAAUGAAGUAAACUUUCUAUAAGCAGAAAUGCAUUUAUAUUCAAUUUAAUGAAAAAGUGAAGUCGAUAUUGAGAUUCAUAUAAAUUUUCCAACGGUAUGUCGACUUUUUGUUUCUCUUUUUUUUUUUUUAAAUACUUCUCAUGUUACACAACUUGUUAACCUCUUUUGCAGUUUAUUUUGUUAAAAAAAUAUAUAUUAAAAAAAUGUUCUCUUUGA